AUGGGAAUUGAAAGAAAAUCGAAAAAUUUUAAUUUCGUCGUACGUAUAAAUAAUUAUUUAAAUUUUUUUUUAAUUUUAAUUUUUUUAAACGAAUUAAAAUUAUCAUCAUCAUUAUUAUCAUUAACAUCAUUAUCAUUAUUAUUAAUAUUAUUAUUAUUAUUAAUAUUUCAGUUUGUUGCCUUAUUUAUAAUUUUCAUCGUAAAUUUUUCAUUCGGAUAUGGUUUUAUCGUUAAAAGAAGUUUCAAAGACGAAUCAGUUUCUGAUUUUCUUACCGAGAGGAUUUGUUGGUGGAACGAAGUCUGCAAAGAAGAAUUUCAAACUCAAUUUAAAUGCAAAUGUCCAAGUUGGUCCUUUUGCAGGAGUCCUGGAAGGUAUUAUAAUGCGUUUUGUUCGGUUGCCGAAACUGGAUACAUUUGGAGUCAAUCUAAUAAAAAUUGGGGUAUAAAAGUUGAGGGGGUGUAA
Pediculus humanus corporis (human body louse) is the source of this 462-nucleotide messenger RNA. RefSeq lists its product as uncharacterized. The coding region runs from base 1 to 462 and encodes 153 amino acids. The transcript has 2 exons. Lineage: Eukaryota; Metazoa; Arthropoda; Insecta; Psocodea; Pediculidae. The record is from RefSeq and is a predicted model, not a curated record.